This is a messenger RNA of Lichtheimia ornata, 813 nucleotides long. RefSeq lists its product as uncharacterized. Lineage: Eukaryota; Fungi; Mucoromycota; Mucoromycetes; Mucorales; Lichtheimiaceae. The record is from RefSeq and is a predicted model, not a curated record. The coding region runs from base 1 to 813 and encodes 270 amino acids. The transcript is spliced from 3 exons.
AUGGAAGCCAUCACUGAAAAACUAGUCGACAUUGUAUUUGGAGUGAGCGCUAUCUCGUUUGACAUUCCUGCUCUCGGUGUCAGUCUGCCCAUGUUGGAAAUACUCCAUGCGAUUCUCAUCAACUACACGUACCGCAAUGCACUUCGUGAAAGCCAUGCCUCGAUAGGGUGGGGACAAGGGUUACUUGCGACCAUAGUGAUGGCUGCUGGUGGAGGAUCUACGGUGGCUAUCUUGCGUGGCGAUCCCCUUGGUAUUCUCAAGAGCAAUAGGUUCUGGGGUAUCUAUGGAACAACUUAUUGGUUGAUGUUUUCGAAUCCAUACGUGUUUCAAUUUCUUCAAUAUCUGUUUUCGAUCCCAUUUGUUGAGCAACUCUUCACGGCAGCUGAUGGCGUUAUGCGUACCUCAUCCGUCAUUCGAAACGGCAUUGAAGGCGUGGCACUGAACCCCGAACUAGGCCAAGAUAAAUGGGUGGCCAAAAUCCUGUGUGGCACUCUCAGUGGCUGUGGCGGCGGUCUUUGGGUAGAUGCUUUCCGGUUAACCAGUGCCCAAUGGUCAUUCUCGACGCCUCGUUUGUUACAAACAGCUUCCAUUGAUAUGAAGACAGCAUUCACCACAGCUACCUUUUAUACAGCAAUGACCAACCCAACCGUAUGCCAAAUUCUCAAUCUCCCCUUGCUCAAACAAGAAGAGGUGUAUGCAUGGAGCGCCUUGAUCUUUGCUUCAGGCAUUGUUUAUCGCAGCUAUGCAUCUCGAUGGCAACAACAACAACAAAAGCAAAUCACGCCCGAGGAAGAGGAAAAGAAGGAUCAAUAG